AUGAAGCUGCAGGUGUUCUGGACGGGGCUGGAAUACACCUGCCGGCUCCUGGGCAUCACCACCGCUGCAGGAAACAUCCUCCCCACCUGCACACUGUCUCUCGAGUCCUUCCCCGACCUCUGCCAGCAGGGACCUCAGGAACCCUGCGAGGCGGUCCAGAUCCCGUCACUCUCUGCCCAUCACGGCCGGCCAAAGGGCACCCCUGCCCUGGGCUUGCAGAGCUUCUGGGUCACGUGUACCCACUCCACCAAGGUCAUGUGUACCCACUCCACCAAGGUCAUGUGUACCCACUCAACACAGGUCACGUGUACCCACUCCACCAAGGUCAUGUGUACCCACUCCACCAAGGUCACGUGUACCCACUCCACCAAGGUCACGUGUACCCACUCCACCAAGGUCAUGUGUACCCACUCCACCAAGGUCACGUGUACCCACUCCACCCAGGUCACGUGUACCCACUCCACCAAGGUCAUGUGUACCCACUCCACCAAGGUCAUGUGUACCCACUCCACCAAGGCCCCAACCCCUCCACCACCACAGCCCAACCUCGUGCCGGCCCUGGCAUCAAGACCCACCGGGGGGACGCUGGCUGGGUUCACGGGAGCCACCGUCGCCGUGUGCGAAGGGGCCUACUUUGUGGCUCAGCUGCUGGCCAUCUGCUUCCAGUGUCAGCCAGGGUCCCUGGCCGCCAGAGCGAGGGAGAAGGCCCGCUGGCUGGGCUGCUUCCAGAAGUUCCUGGCCUACCUGCUGCUGUCCGUGGCCUGCUUCCUCCACCCCGUCCUGGUCUGGCACGUGACCAUCCCAGGCUCCAUGCUGGUCCUCACUGGCCUGGCCUACUUCCUGCUCAGCAAGCGAAAGAAGAGCAGGGCCGCUCCUGCGGAGCUGGCCGCCCAGGAGCAGUACACGGACCCCUCCAGCAGCGCCAGGAGCACCACCGGCUCCGGGGACACCGAGCAAACCUACACCUUCCACGGAGCCCUCGGGCCGGGGCCCGGCUCCCUCCUCGCCCACAUGAGGUGCAUCCUGAAGGGGCCCAGGAAGCCCAGCGCGCCCCAGCGCCCGGAGGCCCCCACCGAGCUGACUCUGGAGCCAGCUGCCUCGCUGGCCGCGAAGAAGCAGGUGCGCUUUGAAGACAGUGCGGCCAGGAUCAUCCCCGCCCUCGCCGCCGGCCUGGACAGCGAGGACAGCGAGCCGGAGCCGGAGGAAGCCAGCUCGGACACCACCCCCAUCAUCCCGCCCCCGCAGGCUCCAUCCUUCCUGUCUUCUCUCUCAGGCAGCAGCCUCUUCUGA
Molecule: messenger RNA, 1290 nt
Organism: Myotis lucifugus (little brown bat)
Lineage: Eukaryota; Metazoa; Chordata; Mammalia; Chiroptera; Vespertilionidae
Gene: TMEM72
Product: transmembrane protein 72
Exons: 8
Coding region: 1-1290 (429 amino acids)
Source: RefSeq, a predicted model, not a curated record